GCGCUCUUCACUUGUUCUCAGUGCGUCAACUCGUCAGCUGUGAUUCAUUUCAGCUGUGAACGGCUCUAAUGCACGAAAACGUCCACUAACAAGUUCAGAGGAGCAGACCCUGGUCUCCCAUGUGCAGCGAGGAUCGAUGGACUGGACCAGUCUGACUUUUAAUCGUUUUAAAUAUUACUGCAUCCACUGCCUGUGUUAGUUCGGGGGGGUUGUAUGUUACUGCGGCCCCUAGUUUUGUUUAUGUCUCUUAGAAUCCGCUAAAUUAGCUGGAUUACCUGUGGACCCUGACAAGGAGCGUCCAGCCCACCGCCAUCAUGGCCUCUGCCACCUCCACCCCCGCUACCUCCAGCGGCCGCUCCAGCCGCUCCGCAGCCCGCCGCAGCGCAGCCGUCGGCCUGGCAACAUCCAGCACCAGCCCGACCUGCCUGUCCCGCAUCCAGGAGAAAGAUGAGCUUCGACACCUCAACGACCGCCUCGCCAACUACAUCCAGCGGGUCCAGGAGCUGGAGAGCGAACGGUCCUCCAUGCUGAUUCAGCUGGAGGAGAAGGAUGAAUCCAAAAGCCGGGAGAUGGGCAACGUGCGGCGGCUGUACGAAGAGGAGUUGGCGGAUGUCAGAAAGUCUCUGGACGUCCUGGCCGGAGAGAGGGCCCGUCUGCAGAUCGACUACGGGAAUCUCUGCGAGGAAUACAAGAAACUUCAGACCAGGAACCAGAAGAAGGAGAGUGAUCUGGCCAAUGCGUUGACCCAGUGGAGGAAGGUUGAGGUGACUCUCAGCUCUAAGGAUGCUGAAUGCACCAAGCUGCUGUCAGAGAACAGGAGACUGAAGGACGACCUUACUGACCUGCAGGGCCAGCUGGACAAUGUGGAGGGUGUACUGUCCGACGCCAAGAACCAGCUGAGCACCGAGAUCCUGAGGAGGGUGGACAUGGAGAACCAGGUGCAGACACUCAAAGAACAGCUCGAACUCCAGAGGAACAUCAGUGAGCAGGAGAUCCUGGAAAUCCGAAGCCGACACGAGAGCCGUCUAGUGGAGGUGGACUCAGGAAGACGGAGGGAGUUUGAGAGUAAACUGGCUGAGGGGAUGCAGCAGCUCCGCCAAGAGCACGAGUCUCAGCUGCAGCAGUACAAAGAAGAGAUCGACAAGACCUUCAGUUCAAAGUUACAGAAUGCCCAGCAGGCUGCACUGGAGAAGAAUGACGUUGUGUCAGCCACCAAAGACGAACUGGAAACCACUAAGCUCAGAGUGGAGACCCUCAGCUCCCAGCUCCAGCAGCACCAGAAAGAUAAAAUGGUUCUGGAGAGCCGCUUUCAGGAGCUGGAGAGGACUUUGGACAGGGAGCGGGAGGUUUGGCAGCAGAAACUCAAUCAGAAGGAGCAGGAGAUGCUGAACAUGAGGAGCCAGAUGUACAGCCAGUUAGAGGACUACGAGAACCUGCUGGAUGUCAAGCUCGCUCUGGACAUGGAGAUCAACGCCUACAGGAAGAUGCUGGAGGUGGAGGAGCAGAGAUUGCAGCUUUCACCCAGUCCCUCCCAGCGUGCGACCGUGUCUCGAACACACGAGCACAGCAGCCGCAAGCUCAGAGGGAAGAAACGGAAACACGAGGGAGCCUCUGGCAGCUCGCCCGCCUAUAAAAUGUCCAGUCGCGCGAUGGACCACGGCACUAUGAGCGUGGCAGAAGUCGACGUGGAGGGGAGAUACGUUAGACUGAAGAACAACUCUGAGACAGAGCAGUCACUGGGUGGUUGGGUGGUUCGGAGGACGUAUCCAGACUCUGCAGACAUCUCCUUCCACAUCCCCUCCUCCUGCGUCCUGGCUGGUGGGCAGACACUCACAAUCUGGGCAGCAGGUGCGGAGGUGGAGGCUGAUUCUGCUGACCUGAUUCUGCAGGGCCACAGGAGCUGGGGCCCCAUCUCUGAUGUAAGAGUAGUCCUCCUAAACUCCGACCAUGAGGAGAUGGCUGAGCGCAGGGUGUGCAUGCAGAGCAGAGGUGAUGAGGAAACCGAGCUGGAGUUCGAUGAAGAGUAUGUUGCAGGCAGUGACAUCCAGCAUUUUCGGAGACAGCCAAAGAGAAAGAAGAAGAAGUGUUGCUCUGUGUCUUGAGUGCAGAGCAGACAGUGUGCUGUACAGUAGGAUCUAUCCAAGGAGGCGAGCUGUGCCGUCAUGUGAUUGCGUGUCCAUCUCCUUCACAUCUGCCUGGAAAACCUAGACUGGCCUCUGAGUACAAACGUCUGCUGCUGUCCAGUUCCACUGUCUCAUACAGCAAACUCCACUCUCUGACAAACUACAGUAGGACACUGACAUGGUAGUUUGACUGUGAAGAGCUCAGACGCCUUAUAGCAACAGUAUCGACCUCAGUAUUCCUCACCUGUUUCAUCACUCUAACUGCACAAGCCCAGAUAUGAGCUUUGCCUUCAUUUGAUUUGAUCUAAUUUAAAUGAAUGUGUUCUGUGUGCGUGUGCGUGCGUGCGUGCGUGUGCGCAUGUGUGAAAUAAAACUGUUGGUAUAAUAAAGUUU
Molecule: messenger RNA, 2516 nt
Organism: Toxotes jaculatrix (banded archerfish)
Lineage: Eukaryota; Metazoa; Chordata; Actinopteri; Toxotidae
Gene: lmnl3
Product: lamin L3
Exons: 12
Coding region: 315-2102 (595 amino acids)
Source: RefSeq, a predicted model, not a curated record